CUGUGUACCUAAAUUCAAAACAUUUGCUUAUACGGAAAUCUGUUUGACAAUUUUUUUUUUAUAUAAAUUGCGAAUGUAAAAUUCGUCAUCAUCAUCAUUAUUAAAUGGCACAGCCAAAUAAACAAUCAACAGAAUCAUUGAACAAGAUUCAAUCGGAUUCAUUAUUGUUAAAUCAAACAAAUUUAGCCUGGUCACAACCAUCUGGAUUUAUGUUAGCAUCACCGGCUGCACCUGUUUUACAACCACCACCAACAACAACAACGAUGGCCAUAUCGAAUGAUGAUCAAUCAUCAACUACACAUCAGCUUAGCGUUGAUCAAACACAGGUAAAUGUACCUGCUACUACGGAAGCAACAGCUGCUGCUGAAUCGCCAUUGGAAUCAUAUUUUAAAUCGGAAAUAUUACCACCAGAACCACCUGAAUCAUCAAAUCCAUCACCGGAAUUAGCAACAACACCUGAACCAGAAACAUAUAAAGAAGUUGAUCAUCAUUGGUUUUAUCAAAAAGAUCCGGAAAAUAAUCCCGAUGAUUGGCAAGCAUUUUCAAUGUUAGAUAGUUAUCAAUUGGAAAAUGCAUUUCGUCAAUGUCGUAUGGAUGAUCUUAUACCAACAAAUGGUACACGUUAUGAUGUUCGUUUACGUGAUCGUUUACGUUGGCCAGUUUAUUGGCAAGGAUCAUCCAGUAUGGUUUCACGUUGUUCAUGGUUUUAUAAACGUGAAACUGAUUAUCGUUAUGUACCAUAUUCGGAAUAUAUUGCCGAAUUGUUAGAAUCUACAUAUCGAGAUUGUUCAUUAACACAUCAAUGGAAUCGUCGUUUAGAUUUAAGCGAAACAGAAUUUGUUGUAUUUUAUGCACAUAAUUCUGUUUAUCAUUAUUUUAAUGAUCCAGUUCAAUCAUCACCAUCUACUGGUUGGCAAAAUCUAAUGACAUCCGAUCCUGGUUCACAACCACGUUAUUGUUAUCGUGGACCAUGGUUAAUUCAAACACAACCAGAACGUGAUGAAUCGGCUACAUCUGUAACACAUUUAAUAUUUUUUGUACAUGGUAUUGGUGAAUUUUGUGAUUUAAGUUUUCGACCAUUAAAAGAUGUUGUUGAUGAUUUUCGUUUAAUAACACAUGAAUUACUAUUAACACAUUAUGGUCAUGAACAAGGUCGUGUUGAAGUAUUACCUGUUACAUGGCAUCAAGCAUUACAUACAAAAUCAUUGGAUGAACGUUUACGUGAAAUAACAUUACCAUCUAUACAAAAAUUACGUUCAUUCACUAAUGAUACAAUAUUGGAUGCAUUAUUCUAUACAUCAUCUGUACAUUCAAAAUUAUUAUUAAAUUAUGUUUGUAAUGAACUUAAUCGUUUAUUUGGAAUAUUCUUGCAACGAAAUCCAUAUUUUGGUGGCCGUAUUGGUUUGGCUGGACAUUCACUUGGUUCAUUAAUUCUGUUUGAUUUAUUAUCAUAUCAAACAGCAACAUUAAAUACAACAUCAGCUAAUAAUGAGCAACAACAACAACAACAAUCGAAUAAUAAUCAAAUUGAACAGCUACAUUUUCGUCCAGAAUGUUUGUUUGCAUUAGGUUCACCAUUAUCAGCAUUCAUUACAAUACGUGGCCUUGAUCUGGCACCAGAUUUUCGUCUGCCAACAUGUCCCGGUUUUUUCAAUAUAUUUCAUCCAUAUGAUCCGAUUGCCUAUCGUUUAGAACCAUUAAUUAAUCGUGAAUUUGCUAAAAUUAAACCGGUAUUAGUUCCACAUCAUAAAGGCCGUAAACGUAUACAUUUAGAGCUAAAAGAUUCAUUACAACGUGUUGGUAGUGAUUUGAAACAAAAAUUUAUGACCGGUAUUCGUGGAGCAAUAGAUUCAUUGUAUGGUUUUGCUAGAGCACAUGUUGAAGAACCUACUGCCGAAAUGCAACAACAACAACAACAACAACAGGAACAAUUACAACCUGGACAACAACAACAACAGGAAAUUGUUAAUCAAGAACCAACAACAACAUUAUCAUCAUCAACAUCGAUAACAAAUUCAUUAUCCGAAUUAGCAAUCAAAUCAGAUAUGAAUGAAUCAGAAUUGAAUAGGAUAUUAUCAUUAGAUUUUGGACAAUUGAAUCGUGGUCGUCGUUUAGAUUAUGUACUACAGGAAAGACCAUUCGAAAUUGUUAAUGAAUAUGUAUUUGCUAUUACAUCACAUGGUUAUUAUUGGUUUUCCGAAGAUACAGCAUUAUUAAUGUUACGGGAAUUAUUUGGUGGCCAACAACAACAACAACAACCAAGUGAUAAUCAAACAAACAUUAGUUGAAUGAAA
This is a messenger RNA of Dermatophagoides pteronyssinus (European house dust mite), 2294 nucleotides long. It is a transcript of the gene PAPLA1, whose product is annotated as Phosphatidic Acid Phospholipase A1. The record is from RefSeq and is a predicted model, not a curated record. Lineage: Eukaryota; Metazoa; Arthropoda; Arachnida; Sarcoptiformes; Pyroglyphidae. Gene Ontology annotation, molecular function: metal ion binding; glycerophospholipase activity. Gene Ontology annotation, cellular component: COPII-coated ER to Golgi transport vesicle; cytoplasm.